Microtus ochrogaster (prairie vole) is the source of this 2611-nucleotide messenger RNA. It is a transcript of the gene Efcab3, whose product is annotated as EF-hand calcium binding domain 3. The record is from RefSeq and is a predicted model, not a curated record. The coding region runs from base 12 to 2519 and encodes 835 amino acids. The transcript is spliced from 25 exons. Gene Ontology annotation, molecular function: calcium ion binding. Lineage: Eukaryota; Metazoa; Chordata; Mammalia; Rodentia; Cricetidae.
UCUCUGUGUUGAUGAAUGGAAUUAAAAAGAUUACAGGAGAAAAGAUUCAUGCAAAAGACAUCAAAAGUAUUCUGGAGAACAUGGGGAUAGAAAUGACAAAUAAAGAAAACAGAAAGCUGCUCAAAACUCUGCCCGUCUCUACCGACAAAACUCUGUUUAAGAAAGAAUUACUGUCUGGUGUGAAGUCAUUCAAAGGAGGGAGAGUUAAUGUCCAUGAUGUGAAAAGUGUUCUUCAUAACACUGGUUUCAAGCUGGAAGCAAAAGAACUGAAGGACCUGCAGGCUCACCUGCCAGUGACUGAACAUGAAAAGGUAGAUUUGGAUGUGGUGAUGGAUGCAGCAAAAUCUUUCACAGGAGAAAAAGUUGACGCCAAAGACAUAAGAAACUUUCUGGGAAGCAUGGGAAUUGCACUCACUGAAAGAGAAGAGUCGAAGCUGUUAAAAUCUCUGCCCAUUGCUAAGGAUGGAACCAUCUAUAAGAAAAGAUUACUGAGCAGUGUGGUGCCCAUCAAAGGGAAAAAAGUCCACUACUCUAAGCUGCCACUCAUUUUGAAGGCUGCAGAAUUUGAGCUUGAGAAGGAAGACUGUGAGGACCUGAUGAAUCAUCUGCCUUUGGAUGAAAAUGAAAUGGUUGAUUUAAAUGUGUUAAUAAAUGAAGCAAAAGCUUUUACUGGGAAGAAGGUUGGAGUCGAUAAUCUAAAGCAUGUGCUGAGGAAAGUGGGGCUGGUGCUCCCCGACAAAGCAUACAAGGAUCUGCAGAGAUUCCUGGCAGUUUAUGAUGGUGGGAGGAUGUAUAAGAAACGACUGCUCAAGUGUGUAAAGAAUCUCAAAGGGACACAGAUCAAAAUAAAAAAAGUGGAAUCUUUCUUGGAAAACCUGGGAAUUAAGAUGAAAGAUGAGGAACUUGAAGAACUAAUGGCCCAGCUACCAUCUGAGGGUAACAGAACAGUGGAUGUAAAUGAACUGAUAGAUGUCGUCAGUUACAUCAAGGGAGAAACCAUUGACAGCCAGAACUUGGAAAAGUUCCUGGCAAACGAGGGCAUCGAGCUCACCGAGGACGAGAUGAAGGACCUGAUGCCUUACCUGGAAUUUGACGGAAACGGGAAGGUUACCAUCCGAUCCAUAAUGGAGGGCCUGAGGAAGUUUAAACCCAAAGGAAUGAUGAGUCUGCACAAGCUGUUAAGAACUGCCAGCAGCAUGAAUGAAAGAGUCUCUGGCCCCAUGGCAGUUUCAGGAAUUAAAUCAACACUGAAGCUGAAGCCCCUCAAAGCACCCGCCUUUCACAAAAGAGAUAAAGAUUUACGAGGAUCUCUUCCAAGUCAUUUACAGCAUAAAGAUACGAAGCUGAGCUCUUCACAACUGGAAGCCUUCCGAAAUGCUUACAACUUCUUCACCAAGGAUAAGACUGGCUGUAUUGAUUCACAUGGAUUGAUGAGCACCUUAGCCAAACUCGGGAUGAAUCUAAACACUUAUGAUAUCUACAAUGAAUUAAAAUGUGCUGAUCUUGACAGAGAUGGUAAGAUCAACUUCUCAGACUUUGUAGGGGUGCUGACAGAUAAGAAACUCUUCCUCAAGGCUGUGGUUCCCGAAAAGAAACUAUGUUUGGAUUUAGCUAACAACCCCGGGAUCUUAUUAUUUGAAAUCCUAUCAAAACUUGUAGAGACUUCAUCCCUGCACAGAAAGGAUGUAAUAGAGCUAGUAAGCUAUUUCCGAAAAAAAUUUCAGGAAAGCCACUCGGAAAUGCCAUGGAGUCCGUAUGGGAGAAAGGGCUUUAGGCCAGAUAUAUGCACUCCUCCGCGCUCAAGCACUGCUGCCUUUGCCAAUUCUGCCAAGAUCUCGAUAAUGAAAGAAAAGGAUUUGUAUAAGUUUCUUGAAGCACUCAAGCGGUGUGAUCUCCCUACAGGUAGCCCGUACUCAAAAAUACCUGUCUUUCCGUUGUUCCCUGAUGUGGAUGGGGUGGUGGUAGGAAAGCCAUUCAAAGACAUACAGAAGCUAGAGAUGCUGAGGAAAAAGGAACCUCUGAGUUUCUUCGAGGACUAUUUUUUCCAUAAAAGAGAUUGGAAAGCACAGGCCGCAGCUGUGAAGCCCGUCAGGUCCGCCUCAGGCUAUUCAGAUGACAUCCUAGCCAUCGACCACCUCUUCAAGAAGAAGCAGCACUGGACCGUGUCCGAUGCAGCAACCCUCAAACAGCACGUAAAGAGAGCCACAGAUGCCUAUAACUUAGGAAUUGCCCUCGAGCACCGGAAAGAAAUGCUGAAUCUUUGGAGAAAGAUCCGAGGGGAUUUGAUUGGGAUUGAGACCAACAACGAGUCCUUCUACAACACCUUCUCCACAUACACAUGGUCCUGGAACGUCUGCCAGGAGCUGCUUACCGCUAAGGACUUGCGGCUGCAUGACAGCUACAUGAACAAAAACUCCUCCAGCAAUUCUGGGUUGUCUUCCCCAUCAGACCUCAGCGAGUAUGACCUGGAGACAGGACGGAAAAGGAAACGGAAAGGUUUCAGAGGGUUUCGGCAAUGAAAUGUCUACAUUUUCUAAACAACGCUUAGAAAACUGCUUUCCAAACUUAUCAAAAUUAUGGUUUCUUGCUUUUAUCGACUACAUUCUUAGCA